This is a messenger RNA of Thalassophryne amazonica, 2831 nucleotides long. Its product is annotated as src substrate cortactin-like. The transcript is spliced from 15 exons. Bases 157 to 1614 code for a protein of 485 amino acids. Gene Ontology annotation, molecular function: actin filament binding. Gene Ontology annotation, cellular component: focal adhesion; lamellipodium; plasma membrane. NCBI's taxonomy places the organism in Eukaryota, Metazoa, Chordata, Actinopteri, Batrachoidiformes, Batrachoididae. Gene Ontology annotation, biological process: regulation of actin filament polymerization. The record is from RefSeq and is a predicted model, not a curated record.
UUACGGCAGGCAGAGGGAAUUGAAUCUUGGGAGAGCCGGAAGAGCGGCGCUGGAAGCUCCCAGUGAUAAAAGUGCUCCCUCAUCAAAGCCUGUCUCUCAGAGUGCUUUUAUAAAAUCCACGUGGUGUCUGCUGGCAGCUCUUCUUUGUGUCAGACGAUGUGGAAGGCAGCAGCGGGUCAGUCAGUCAGUGUGUCUGUGGAUGAUGACGGGGAUGACUGGGAGACUGACCCUGACUUUGUGAAUGAUGUGUCAGAAAAGGAGCAGCGCUGGGGUGCCAAGACGGUGGCUGGUUCUGGACAUCAAGAGCACAUAAAUAUCCACCAACUGCGUGAGACUGUGUCCACUGAGCACACAGCCCUGAAGCAGAAGGAGCUGGAGACUAUGCCCAAGGCCUCACAUGGAUAUGGAGGAGCAUUUGGAGUGCAGGGCGACCGUAUGGACAAGUCUGCUGUAGGCCAUGAAUACCAGAGCAAGUUGUCUAAGCAUUGUUCUCAGACAGACGCCUCCAAAGGCUUUGGGGGGACAUUUGGUGUGCAGUCCGAUCGUGUCGACCAGUCUGCUGUUGGGUUUGAGUACACUGGGAAAACAGAAAAACAUGCUUCACAGAAAGACUACUCCACUGGGUUUGGGGGGCGAUACGGCGUUCAGACAGAUCGCGUCGACCAGAGUGCGGUGGGCUUCGAUUACCAAGGCAAAACUGAGAAACAUGAAUCCCAGAAAGAUUACGCCAAAGGCUUUGGCGGCAAGUUUGGUGUGGAGUCUGACAAGGUGGACAAGAGCGCUGUGGGUUUCGAGUACCAGGGCAAAACUGAGCAGCACGAGUCACAGAGAGACUAUGUGAAGGGAUUUGGAGGGAAGUUUGGCGUCCAGACUGACAGACAGGAUAAAUCGGCAGUGGGAUGGGACCAUCAGGAGAAAUUGCAACUGCACGAGUCUCAGAAAGAUUACGCAAAAGGAUUUGGAGGGAAAUACGGCAUUCAGCGUGACCGGAUGGAUAAAAGUGCAGGAACUUUUGAGGACGUGGAGAGGCCGAGCUCAUCUUACCAGAAAACUAAACCUGUGGAAGCUGCUGGCAGCAACACAGGAAGCAUCAAGGCGCGGUUUGAGAACAUCGCCAAGCAGAAAGAGGAGGAGGACAGAAAGAGAGCAGAGGAGGAACGAGCACGUCGGCAGGCUAAAGAGAGGCAGGAGCAGGACGACGCACGCCGCAAAAUCGAACAGACGCCCAAAGCUCCAUCUCCUGUCCCUUCGCCGAGUCCCACCCCCAGCCCGACCCCUCCUGUCUAUCAGAAUCCAAGUGCAGUCGAAGAACCAGUCUAUGAAAGUCCAGACGAGAACAAAGAUCUGUACGAGGUGGAGCCAGAGACCCAGGAGCUGUACAAGGCGCCCGAGGAGACCAAAGCAGGAGGCGGUCAGCAGUAUGAGUACUCUGAGGACCUUGGGGUGACUGCGGUGGCUUUGUAUGAUUACCAAGCAGCUGGUGAGGACGAGAUUUCUUUUGACCCUGAUGACAUCAUCACCAACAUCGAGAUGAUCGAUGAGGGCUGGUGGAGAGGCAUAUGCCGGGGCGUCUACGGCCUCUUUCCCGCCAACUAUGUGGAGGUUCAGCAGUGAUGUCACUGACACAGGAUGAUGCAUCUCCCUGUGCUGAAGAGGAAGGAGAUGUCUGAAGUCUCCUUGCGCUUUCUCUGCCUCAUUUCCAUCCUCAGGUCUCAAACUCACCUUUGGUUUGCUGUGUUUCUCUGAGAGCGCUGACAGGAAGGUGCUGAUCGGCAACUACACAAUGUGUAUUUGCUACUUUUGUUCCUUUUGCAGAUUCUGGUGGCUCUGAGUUUCAGUAUUGAUCCGUUUUUCAGUAGUCAUGGCUUCACACUGUCACGUGACCAUAAAAAUUACCUGCACGCUGUGCGCCAGUGUCGCAACACAUGCAUAGGUGCAACUUGGUGGGUGAGACUAUGGAUGAUUUUAUACAGAUCUAGUUCUGGCUCAGGUCGUCUGCAUGCUGCACCAAUAAUCCAAGAAAGGCCAGAUAUUAUCUUACUGACUUUAAAGGUGUUCAGAAGCAGCGUGCACUUUGUGAGACUUUAUAAAACCAGAUUUUGUUAAAUUCACUCCAACAUUUCACCACCAGUGUUAAUCUGAGUGCCGACCCCGUUCACGAAGCCAUGAUACAGAUCAGAUGAAAAUGGAUUAAAUAUUGUGAAUGAUUGAUGGGACAAAAACAGCUGAGAACCAUUAAGUGUCAAAUGAAGAUAAUAUCUGGUUUUAAACACAUUUGAAGCCUAAAAUUUAACUGAAAAACUGGAACCUGUCAAUUUUCGCUUUUUUCUUGAUAAAUUAUGUAAACAGUCUAAUCAGAACCAUUGCCAAAUAUUUGUCAAUAAAUUAACAGAAAUCAUUAAUCUAAACUGAGCUUCAUGUUUCUGAAUAUUUGCAUCUAUUAUCUGAUUAUGUAUCUGAGACUUGUUAUGGUGUGUUGUGGGGCCAAUGAGAUUCUGUUACUGUCGUUACUUUGUAACCGCGCUGAGAAAAGUUUCUGUUCACAUGUACACAAGGCACGUAUUUAUGUCUGACGGAUGUGCACACGGCAUCCGAUGUUGUGAAGGAACCGGGUUUUAAAAGCAGUCUUUCUGUCCAACAGCUGUAGAAACCAGUCAGACCAUAAGACCGUCUGUUGCUGGUGCCCUCUUGUGGCUCUUUCAUUCAUCUUUAGCUUUUCUAAAGAAUGACCUUUUUCAGAUUUGUUAUUUUAUCUAUUUGCUUGAGUCACAUCAUUACCUGCUUUUUUUUUUCCCAAGAAUUUCAGUAAAUAAAGUAUCAACAAAUACCCA